Parnassius apollo (apollo) is the source of this 681-nucleotide messenger RNA. The record is from the annotation of a GenBank genome assembly. NCBI's taxonomy places the organism in Eukaryota, Metazoa, Arthropoda, Insecta, Lepidoptera, Papilionidae.
AUGGAGUUUACUAGCAUAGUACUGCCUCUAACUAAGAAUAUGUGCCGAACAUGUCUUGCUGAAUCUGAUUCUACGUUAUUCAUGAGCGUUCAAGAUUUAAUAGAUCAUGAAAUAUACAAAAUCAAACUUAUUGAUAUAUUGAUUUUUUUAAAUUGUGUAGAGAACAAUGAUGAAGAUAACUGGCCGCAAGGGAUGUGUACAUCAUGUGUUAAUACAGCUUUACUUUCAUACAAUUUCAAAAUUAACUGUUUAAAAACGAAUUUAACGUUGUCUCAAAUAUCUACCGUUCAGUCUUCAUCUACAACUUUGCAGCGUUCUGACGUAGAUACCAUUGACAUAAAUGUUGUUUAUCAAGAUCACGAAUAUGAUACACCACUUUUUAGUAAUCACACAGUUCUUGAUUUUGAACCGCAUGUACCUGUGAACAAAGAAUUGACACCUUUGCCUCCUGUUAGUGAAAUAACGUCUACUGAGCGUCCACCAAGAAAAGAAGGAUUUGCUACUUCAUCUGGCUUAAAAAUACACAAGGAAUCUCAUACAAAUACGGAAGUUUGCUGCAACAUCUGUAAUAAAAAUUUUGUCAACAGAAGAGUCUUACAAAAACACAUGAAAGUUCAUGAUAUUAAUAAUGUUAAUGAUGAUAUAAUUUUAGAAACUGUGGUGGACUUUUUCAAUGAAUGA